AUGAGUGAAGCCAAACAGCAGAAAGUGGAAGAGGUGCUACAUCUCAAGGAGGAGAUCACCAAACUACUCCAGAAUGUGCGUGACUCUCAGGCCGUUUGCGAGAAAUAUACACACGAAAAUGACUACCUUCAGGAUUACAUUGGUUCAGUCAUGAAAAGUUCAGAUAUGAACAACCAGCAACUAGAUUCAACUGUGGCUAUUCCUAAGUCGCUCAUAACUCUAGCCCUUCAUGCUUGGGUUCUUAUGAGCCGUGCUUUUGCGCCCAUCGAUCAUUCAAUGAUCUUGAACCAACCCAGUCCAAAAACGUCAACAUGCUGA
Messenger RNA from Candidozyma pseudohaemuli, 318 nucleotides. RefSeq lists its product as uncharacterized. The coding region runs from base 1 to 318 and encodes 105 amino acids. The transcript has 2 exons. Lineage: Eukaryota; Fungi; Ascomycota; Pichiomycetes; Serinales; Metschnikowiaceae. The record is from RefSeq and is a predicted model, not a curated record.